This is a messenger RNA of Homalodisca vitripennis (glassy-winged sharpshooter), 1560 nucleotides long. RefSeq names its product probable chitinase 10. The record is from RefSeq and is a predicted model, not a curated record. Gene Ontology annotation, molecular function: chitinase activity; chitin binding. Gene Ontology annotation, biological process: carbohydrate metabolic process; chitin catabolic process. Gene Ontology annotation, cellular component: extracellular region. The transcript is spliced from 8 exons. Lineage: Eukaryota; Metazoa; Arthropoda; Insecta; Hemiptera; Cicadellidae. Bases 83 to 1498 code for a protein of 471 amino acids.
UCUUAAGUGGUUUCGGAACUAACAGUAUUAUUCCCCUUUUGAAAUAUUUCUUAAGUAACUUACAUUCAGUCCCAAAAAAGACAUGUUCAAAUCCGUUUUACUUUUGUUACUUGUUGCUUACCUUGUAAAGCCAGCGGAUCUUGGUGAUUCUGACUGGUCUUCACAUUCAAAUAGUGAAGAAGAUUACAAUCCAGAUGAAGAUUCAAACAGUGAAGAAGACUCCAGUUCAGAUGAAGAUGAUGAUGAUUCAAGCUCAAACAGUGAAGAAGACUGCAGUUCAGAUGAAGAUGGAGAUGAAGAUUCAAGCUCAAAUAGUGAAGAAGACUCCGAUUCAUCUUCUACUUCAAGCAGUAAAGAAAACCAUGGUGGUAAACAAGAAAAAUCAGUAGUGUGCUACUUCACAAACUGGGCUUGGUAUCGAAGUGGUAUAGCGAAGUUUAGACCAGAAAAUAUAACUGCCUCCCUAUGUACUCACAUCAUAUACGCUUUUGCUUCCCUGGAUGAAACAACUCUGACCAUAGUUCCAUCUGACUCUUGGGCAGAUAUUGACAAUAAAUUCUUUGAAUUGGUAACUGCACUCAAAGAGUAUGGACUGACAGUACUGAUCGGUAUUGGAGGAUGGAACAACUCGGCAGGCAACAGGUGGAGUAGACUUCUCAGUAACUCCACAGCACGAACAGCUUUUGUUGCAUCUGUCAUCACUUUCAUGAAGAAGUACAACUUUGAUGGUCUGGACAUGGAUUAUGAGUAUCCUGGUUGCCCUCAGGGCAAUAGAACAGCGGGUCUCCCGACUGACUCAGAAAACUUCAACUGCCUUAUGUCUGAAUUGAAAACUGCCUUUGAAGAGAAAUAUUUGCUCACAGCUGCUACUGCUGGUGGCAAAAAACUUAUCGAUGAGUGUUAUAACAUGAAAGAACUAUGUCAGAUUGUUGACUGGGUGAACGUGAUGGCAUAUGAAUACCACAGUUCCGCAGAUGGGGAGACAGGAGCCAACGCUCCUACUUGUGGUACCAAUUCUUCUUGGGGUGCGGUCGAAACUAUCAAGUAUUACAUCAAUGAGCUGGAAUGCCCUGCUGACAAGAUUGUGUUGGGGAUACCGUUCUAUGGUCAGACCUUCACAAUGGUUGACACUUCCCCAGCACAGUUUGGCGUACCGGUUUCUGGCCCUGGCACAGCAGGCACUUACACCAGCAAUGCAGGCACUCUCGCAUACUAUGAGAUUUGCCUGCUGAUAAAAAGCGGGUACAACUAUGGCUACAGUCCAAUAAAUGACAGUUACGCAUGGAGUGGCAAUCAGUUCAUCAGUUAUGAUAGCCCUACGGACAUAAUCAGAAAGUCUUGCCUUAUAAAUAAGUGGUUUAAUCUAAAAGGAGCUAUGUUUUGGACUUUGGACUACGAUGACUUCAGUGAUGCUUGUGGAUGUGGAAGCUACCCCUUGUUGACUACUCUGAACCAAGAGCUGAGAUGUCUAAAUUCCUCAAGAAUCCAAUGUUACUGAUUCUCCAGCAUUAAUUACAGCAGAGAUUGUUACAACCAAUGGAAUAAAGUGUUUGAAUCAUG